Molecule: messenger RNA, 1392 nt
Organism: Cantharellus anzutake
Lineage: Eukaryota; Fungi; Basidiomycota; Agaricomycetes; Cantharellales; Hydnaceae
Exons: 6
Coding region: 1-1392 (463 amino acids)
Source: RefSeq, a predicted model, not a curated record
AUGUCUACCUCACCAAGUCCGCGCUUUACUGCCUUCCGAUUGCAUGAUUUCCAGACACCAUCAAGCUCCGGACCGGUACUGACACUCGCUGAUCAGACUCCCAUCAGCCCCGAUACUACUAAUGAAGCUGAUGAUGGGACUGAUACUGAUGAGGCUCUCCCUGGUGAUGCAUCCACCAUCAAGAGCAUUGAGGCUGCGAUUAAGAAGCAUGCAGCUCUUUAUGCAUUGCUCCAUUCACCAUUUUUGUCCAAAAAGUCCAUCCAAGCGGAACUUAGUGGUGAUUUCCAUUCUUGGACAGCCGAGAAAACAUUUUCAUCCGAAGACAAUUUCAAUCAAUUUUGUGUCCACAAAAUUCUUGAAUUGAGAUACCCAAUAUUGACAAAGGAGCUCCAUACUGAUUCCGGAGCUAUCCCUUGGUUGGCUAAGUUUGUUGCUGAUGUUGGGGCAUGGAGGCGCCAAAUGUUGGACCGCUUGCGCAAAUCAAGCUACCAGUUGUUUGGAAAGGAUUUAAGUCCAUCUGUGCUGAAAUCAGGGCAUGGUCCAACAGCUGAAGAACGUCAAGAAUUUCUGGGAAUGAUUUUGGGUUCCACCAACCCUAUGGAUCAUUUACCCUUAUUUUUAUUCCCAGAUAGUGAUCGAUCUCAUCGCCAGCAUGUAUUUCGUUCACAAGUAGUUGCAGCUGCAAUUAUUGUCAUUAUAUUUGGUCCUUCUGCACUCAAUGAUGUGGUGUCUGCUAUUCCACUUCCAGGGUCUCCUUCGCUGGAGGAUUGGGAACCGGCAAAACUGCGUGCAUCACCAAAGGCAUUGGGUAUCAUGUAUAACAUAACCAGUAUAACCCCUGGCACUGUUGCCAUUGUUUCGAUGCUGGUCUAUUUCAUAUUGUCUGGUGACACAGAAAUGGUAUCUGGUCAUGGGAAACCAAGCCGAACGAACUACCUUGAGAUUCUUCUGAACUUCUAUAAGUUCAUCCACAUGGUGCUUAAACGAGAAGAAACUGCCAUGACCCGUCCAAUGCAUGAAACCAUUCAUUGGUUCCAGUAUUUGUUGUUUGGUUCUUCUGUAGGGGAAGAACCAAAUGCGUUGACGGAAGCUGGGAGCAUCUCUGUGGGCCUGAAUGCCCUUCUUGCUGAAAUGGAUCUUAAUGACAGUGAGGUGGGCCCACCAGCUGAAUCCCCUGAAGCAGACCAAGUGCCACCCAGUGCUCCUUCUGAGAUGCCUCAGAGCCAGGAUCCGGAUCCCCAGACUGAAGUUGUGGAAAGCUCUGGAGUUGGAUUGGAUGAGGGGGGUGUGACAAGGCGUGGGCACAGUCAUAGGAGGAGAGGUCAGAGGCGAGGUGGUGUCAGGGGCCGUGGAGGCCGUAGAGGCCAGAGUGCAGGAACUGGUAAUGAAUAG